AAUGAGAAAGUUGAGAAAUUUCACUUUGAAGGGGGAGAGCUCUGAGUUCGCUGAGAAGAGGGUUUUUGGAUCCUCUCUUAUUUUCGAGUCAUUUUGACGAACUUUUAGGGUUUCGAUCGAAGUUGUGUUGGAGAGAAAGAUAGCAAUGGCUGAGCACACCGAGGAUUCAGGUUCUGCUGGAGAGUCAUUGAUGGAGAAGAUAACUGAGAAGUUUCAUGGUCACGAUUCUUCUUCUUCUUCCUCCGAUUCAGAGGAAGAAAAGUCUUCAUCGCCUUCAGAGAUCAAAUCGGCGGUUUUCCGGCUUUUCGGAAGGCAGAAACCUGUGCACAAGGUCUUGGGCGGAGGAAAACCCGCUGAUGUGUUUCUGUGGAGGAACAAGAAGAUUUCUGCCAGUGUGCUUGGAGGAGCCACGGCGAUGUGGGUAUUCUUCGAAUUGCUUGAAUACCAUCUGCUCACUCUUGUCUGCCAUUGCUUGAUCCUUUCGUUGGCCAUUUUGUUCGUCUGGUCUAAUGCUACCACCUUCAUCAACAAGUCUCCUCCGCACAUCCCAACAGUGUCUAUUCCUGAGGAACCGAUUAUUCAAUUUGCUGCUGCCUUGAGGUUUGAGAUCAAUCGAGCAUUAGCUGUGCUAAGGGAAAUCGCAUCAGGGAAAGAUCUGAAGAAAUUCCUGGCAGUGAUUGCUGGCUUGUGGGUACUGUCAAUCGUGGGGAGUUGCUUCAACUUCUUGACUUUAUUUUACAUAGCAUUUGUUGUGUUGCACACGGUGCCUGUGCUCUACGAGAAGUAUGAGGACCAGGUUGACUCGUUUGCAGAGAAGGCAAUGGUUGAGAUAAAGAAACAAUAUGUAGUAUUUGAUGCCAAGGUUCUAAGUAAGAUUCCAAGGGGACCACUCAAAGACAAGAAGAAAGCUUUGUGAAGCUGAGGUAUCCUCGAUAGACAUUAGUAGGAUAUGACAGACAUUUGGGUAGCUAAUGCUUUUCCUUGUUAAAUCUUUUCUUGUGGGAUCAAAGUUGUUGUUGGGACUCCUUGUGCAUUAUUGGGUAGAUCCCAAUGUUUUAUUUCCCAGUUUUUUCUUGGUAUGUUGUUUGGGUUCUCUCCAUUUGGGUGAAAAUGUUAUUUUGUAGGAAUUGGUUAGCAGUUUUAGAUCAUGUUAAUGCUUUCACCAAUUUGCAGUCUUGAGUAUUUGCAUUGGUUUUCUUUGCUGUGGGAGAUUUUGUGACAUUAAGAUAUUCCUAUUGUCAAAAACAGUGCUGUCUACAUGGGAUUUAUAUAUUUUGCUGAUAA
Molecule: messenger RNA, 1284 nt
Organism: Macadamia integrifolia
Lineage: Eukaryota; Viridiplantae; Streptophyta; Magnoliopsida; Proteales; Proteaceae
Product: reticulon-like protein B2
Exons: 5
Coding region: 146-916 (256 amino acids)
Source: RefSeq, a predicted model, not a curated record